AUGCCACCCGAACGCUCCUCCCGCAAAACCGACUCCCACGACACCGAAGACCUCUUCACCCCCUCCUCACCCCCCACCAUCGACCCCUACGCCACCCUCUCCCUCUCCUCCUCCGCCACCGCCUCCGAAGUGAAAUCAGCUUACCGUCGCGCCGCCCUCCUACACCACCCCGACAAAGCCGCCCCCGAGGACAAAGCAACCGCCCACACCAAGUUCCAAGAAGUCGCGUUCGCGUACGCCAUUCUCUCCGACGAGCGCCGGCGGAAACGGUACGACAGCACCGGCAGCACGGAGGAGAUUUUGGAAGGCGAGGGGGAGGAUGGGGAGUUCAACUGGACGGACUUUUUCCGGGAGCAGUACGCUGCGGUCGUGACGAGCGAGACGAUCGAUGCUUUUGCGCAGGAGUAUAAGGGUGGGGAGGAGGAGAGGCGGGAUGUGCUGGAAGCGUAUGGGAAGGUGAGGGGGGAUAUGGAGAAGUUGUAUCAGUACGUUAUGCUCAGUGAAGCGGACGAGGAUGAGGAGCGGUUUAGGGGCAUUAUUGAAGAGGCGAUUGAGAAGGGCGAGGUGGAGGGGUUUGAGAAGUUUACCGGAGAGAGCGAGAGUAGGGUACAGAAGAGGAUGGAGCGGUCGAGGAAGAGGCGGGAGAGGGAGGGGAAGGAGGCGGAGAAGGUGGGGAGGGAGAUGGAGGAGGAUUUGGAGAGGACAUCGAGAAGGAAGGGGACGGGGAAGAAGGGUGGGAUGGAGGAUUUGGCGGCGUUGAUUCAGGGGAGGCAGGCGGGGAGGGAGGGGAGGAAGGAGAGCUUCCUACAAGGGUUGGAGGAGAAGUAUGGGGCGAAGGGGAAGAGUGGGAAGAAGAGGGCUGAGCCGGUGGAUGAGCCGCCUGAGGAGGCUUUUGCGAAGAAUCGGGCGAAAAAGUCGAAGAGGUGA
Messenger RNA from Saxophila tyrrhenica, 927 nucleotides. RefSeq lists its product as uncharacterized. Bases 1 to 927 code for a protein of 308 amino acids. Gene Ontology annotation, molecular function: heat shock protein binding. Gene Ontology annotation, cellular component: cytoplasm; nucleus. Lineage: Eukaryota; Fungi; Ascomycota; Dothideomycetes; Mycosphaerellales; Extremaceae. The record is from RefSeq and is a predicted model, not a curated record. The transcript has a single exon.